Messenger RNA from Lithohypha guttulata, 1275 nucleotides. RefSeq names its product Phosphatidylinositol 3,5-bisphosphate-binding protein (gene HSV2). Gene Ontology annotation, biological process: protein localization to phagophore assembly site; nucleophagy; protein lipidation. Bases 1 to 1275 code for a protein of 424 amino acids. Gene Ontology annotation, cellular component: extrinsic component of membrane; cytosol; phagophore assembly site membrane. The transcript has a single exon. Gene Ontology annotation, molecular function: phosphatidylinositol-3-phosphate binding; phosphatidylinositol-3,5-bisphosphate binding; protein binding. The record is from RefSeq and is a predicted model, not a curated record. NCBI's taxonomy places the organism in Eukaryota, Fungi, Ascomycota, Eurotiomycetes, Chaetothyriales, Trichomeriaceae.
AUGAACACCCGUCCCGUCAUCGAUGAACUGCACGGUCCCGUUGCUCUCUCAGCAUCCUUCAACAGUGAUGUCUCCUGCUUCAGCGUCGGUACUGAAACGGGCUUUUGCGUCUUCAAUAGCGAACCAUGUCAACUUCAAGUUUCCCGACUACUGAAUGCGGGCAUCGGUAUUGUCGAAAUGGCCCGCAACCCUCAUCGCACGACUGACCAGAUGUCAGGCAUGGCCGAAAUGCUGGGUAACUACAACUAUCUCGCUCUUGUCGGAGGAGGAAGGGACCCACGCUGGCCACAAACGAAAGUCAUUCUCUGGGACGACGCGAAGAAGAAGGAUGCUGCUACGUUCGAACACAAGACGGCCGUCCUCCGAGUACGUCUCACACGGACCCAUAUUGUAGUUGCUUUACAGAACAGCGUCCACCUCUACAUGUUCAGUGACCCUCCGAGACGGGUUGGUCUCUUUGAAACAGCAGACAAUCAUCUCGGUUUGUGCUGUCUUGGUCACAAACUCCUUGCCUUCCCUGGUCGGUCUCCUGGUCAAGUGCAACUCGUCGAGCUUCAAACCAUGAACGUGGGCAUCAUUCCGGCACACGCCUCUGCGCUUCGCGCACUCGACAUAUCACAGGACGAAACAUUGCUUGCCACGGCUAGCGAAACAGGGACGCUCAUCCGAGUGUUCAGUAGUGCCAAUUGUGCGAAGUUAGCAGAACUAAGAAGAGGUGUAGAUCCCGCAUUCGUCUUUAGUAUUGCAAUCUCACCAGACAGCAACACGCUUGCUAUGACUUCCGACAAAUCCACCCUGCACGUUUUUGAUCUCACUCAGCUUCCAGGUCGACCUCUGCCCAGUCUCAGUCCAGCAAAAUCCGCCAACAGUAGUCACAGUCGCAGACCACGUUCGCAAUCUCCUCAAGUGAACUCCCCGGCUGCCGACGACGAACCAGCUCCGAAAAAAUGGGGAUUCUUCUCAAAAGUCCCCUUUCUCCCACGCAUCUUUAGCGACACCUACUCGUUCUCGUCCGCUCAUUUUGACAUGGGUGAUGAAGGCACACCUGCUGGCUCAUCACUGCCCUACUUACCAGCACUAGGUUCAUUACCAACGCGACCGAUGAAGGGCAUUCUAGGUUGGAAGGACAACAACACAAUACUUCUGCUCGGCACAGGCAAAGACGCACGAUGGGAACGCUUCCGUAUUGGUGAGAGGUUGGUCAUGCAGGGACAAGAGGAAGUUAUGAAGCGACAAAUCUGGAAGGACGGCUGGAAGAGGUACCUUGACAGCUGA